Hyla sarda is the source of this 1358-nucleotide messenger RNA. It is a transcript of the gene ST6GALNAC3, whose product is annotated as ST6 N-acetylgalactosaminide alpha-2,6-sialyltransferase 3. Gene Ontology annotation, molecular function: alpha-N-acetylgalactosaminide alpha-2,6-sialyltransferase activity. The transcript has 5 exons. Gene Ontology annotation, biological process: ganglioside biosynthetic process; oligosaccharide metabolic process. Lineage: Eukaryota; Metazoa; Chordata; Amphibia; Anura; Hylidae. The record is from RefSeq and is a predicted model, not a curated record. The coding region runs from base 216 to 1136 and encodes 306 amino acids.
GACUAUGAUGCUGCGACCCCCCAACCCGAGCCCCAUGUGACCGGGGGGAGGCGCCGCGUUGGCUCCGGGCCACUGGCUCUCACUGCGGGGAGGGAGGUGGCGCUGCAGCCGGGGAAGCAGGAGCUCGGUACCCGGGCACGGAUGGCCGCCGCUGGGGCUGAGCAAGAACAAGCGACCGCCUGAUCCCGCGGGAGGAUUACCGGGAAGGAGAGGACAUGGCCGGCAUCCUCAAGAGGGUCCCCGUGCUCGCCGUCAGCUCUGUGUCCGUGUUUCUGUUCCUGGUCGUCCUCCGUCUCAUCAACGAAGUCAACAUCCUCAAGCUGCUUUCCUGUUUCGGGCAAACAAGUUCCCAGUGCGUCCCUGCUCCGGUCACGUGGCGGCAUCGCCCUCUCACGUAUCACGACGGUUACAUUAACAUUAAGACGCGGGAGCCUCUUCAACUUGACUGCAACCAUUGUGCAAUCAUCUCAAAUUCUGGGCAGAUGACGGGUCAGAGGGCAGGACAAGAGAUCGACCAGUCUUCCUGCAUAUGGAGAAUGAACAAUGCUCCAACCAAAGGCUACACAGAAGAUGUUGGCAAAAGGACCACAAUCCGGGUGGUGUCCCACACUAGUGUACCUCUGCUGCUCAAGGACCCUGAAUACUUCUUCAAGGAAAGCAACGAAACAGUCUAUGUCAUAUGGGGGCCAUUUAGGAACAUGAGACAAGACGGAAAGGGUAUAGUCUACAAUAUGUUACGGAGAACUGUGGAAAAUUACAGCAAUGCUAAGGUUUACAUAACAACGGAGAUGCGCAUGAGCUACUGUGAUACCGUCUUCAAGAAAGAGACUGGCCGAGAUCGGGUACAGUCAGGAUCUUAUCUCAGCACCGGUUGGUUCACCUUGAUCCUUGCAAUGGACGCCUGUGAGGGAAUCCAUGUUUAUGGAAUGAUCAAUGAUACAUAUUGCAGGACACAGGGUUUCCGGAACGUUCCUUAUCAUUACUAUGAACCUGGACGGUAUGAAUGUGAUGAGUACAUCCUACAUGAAAAUGCCCCGUAUGGGGGACACCGAUUCAUCACCGAGAAACGAGUGUUUGCCAAGUGGGCGAAGCUGCACAAUAUAACGUUCAGCAACCCAGACUGGUCAUUACCUUGAUAUAAAGGACCAAGAAAAGGACUGUCACAAUACAUUAGAGCCUCAAAACAUACAAUGGAAAAUACUGAGCGGGGGAGGGGGGUAGCUGAUAAGUACUGGUAGGAUUAAGAUUUUUUAAAUAGAAGUAAUUUACAAAUCUGUUUAACUUUCUGGAGCCAGUUGAUAUGGGAAAAAAUAUAUAUAUUUUUUUUUUUCACUGGAAUACCCCUUUAAAGGGGUACU